UGAAGAACAAUUUCACACUUCCGAUAGCAAAGCGCGAUUUAUUUCUAUAACAAACGAUGCCGUAAAGUCCCACUAAACGGUACCUUUAAGGCGGUAGGCGGGGCUUGCAGGAUGACGUAGAGGCUCACAUAAAUAGUUUCCAGCUCGCGCAGCUUUCCAUGAUGAAAGCGGCAAGUUGCGCGGCAGAAUCGUCUCUCACACGUGUGUUUUGUUUGAUUUUGGGAGCGAUACGGUGGGAUUACUCGUCCCCUUGUACACUGGAUAUAAGAAAGACACAAGAAACAGACCACUUAAGAAUUACCUCACUAAUACUGUAACUGCUGUAAUAGAGUAUAUAAGGCCUGUUUUGCUUACUGAUGGGAAAAUUAUGAGUUCUGCCGAUUUGAGAACUGUCCUCCACUCUCUUCAAUGGUAUGGCCUCUGCCCAAACAUACUGGGAUCAACACCAUGACACCAUGGACCGACUGUGUUUUGAGUCCAUGGAUCACAGCUUGAGAAUGUAUCAGCAAGGCUCUACUGCCGUGGGCUUUGAAAGAAGGAUGUCUGGCUCGUGCUCUCCUCCGUGUUUGUCUCCCAAGACAUCAAAUCCUACACAGCUCUUGUUUUCCUCCCGCUCCCACCCACCUGCGCGAGACCAGGUUGUUCCAUCAUUAGAGAAACUUUCUGUUUACGAGCACAUACCCCCUUGUUCACUCAGGAGAAACACCAAACCCCUCCCUCCCCUCCCAGACAUGGAUGACCUGUCCACUGAUGAAGCAGACGACAGCGAGGUAGAGUUUUUCUCCAGCACCUCUGAAAACCAGUGUCUGGUGCCCGCGCGCUACUCUAAAACCUCAUCCUUCCAGUACGGCUUCCCGGGCAGGCGAAGUUUCCGGGGAAACGGUCAGGUUAACUUUGCUUAUUACGAAGGGAUACAAGAACAACAGAAAGUGGAGCAGACAGUAACGGAAGACCGAGACGGACCGCAUGAAAGACCUCCGUGCAGGCUUCACCGCUCCCAUUCUGGACCUGCUAGAUCCUUUAAGGCUGGCAACUUCAGGCACCACACGCCCCAGAACCACCCACAUGAGAAACCCGAAGUCCCGCCUCGCAUUCCGAUCCGUCCUCGCCCUGGGGAGCGCACGGGUGGCGGACAACCAUCAGCUGAUGACGAUGAUGCAGACAAACCCCCUGAAGUUCCACCCAGGGAGCCCAUCCCUCAAGUCAUACCACGUGCCAUCAGUCCAAAAUGUCUCCCCAUUUAUGUCAAUGGUGUAAUGCCUCCGACUCAGAGCUUCGCUCCAUAUCCCGAGUACGUCAGCAAGGCUCAACCAAAGCCGAGCUGUGAGGGUCUGACAGCUCCCCGUACCCCCUGCAUACUGCCUAUCAUUGAGGAUGGGAAAAAAGUUAGCAAUACCCAUUACUUCCUCCUUCCCCAUCGACCCGGAUACUUGGACAAGUUGGAAAGGUUGGAAAGGAGUCCGACUCCGCUCGUAAUGGAUAUAAGCCAAAGUGGAACAGUUAGAAUUGAAAAAGAAGGAUAUAGAAGCUAGAUUAAAAUAUUGUUGGACUUUUGAAUGAAUUCUUGCAGUGUUUCACUUAACUGGCCUUUUUGGCAAUUGAACAGUGUGUUCUUGGACUCGACACACACACACACACACACAAAAAAACUACAAAGGAUUGAUAGUUUACCACUGCAGGGCAGCUCUGUUGGAUGUGUCAUUUAUGGAGGAUUUGGCACUUUGUGUGUGUGUGUGUUUUUAUUACAUUUGAGUGUGCAGUAUCCAUUUAUGAAGGAAUGGGAUACUCCGUUACACUCUUAACACUGUUGGGUACCCUGAGUAUAAGCUGGUCUUAUUGUGAAUUAAAAAGCUGUCCCUAUUAAGACUAUGCACACAAAUGACAUGAUUCUUGAAAAAGUUGUAGCAAUAGCAUUGAUCAAACAUAAAAAAGCGCACUAGACAAGAUUGGAUAGAUUUUGAUUUUUAGACGUUUUUAGUGAGGUUUGUUAAUCACAUCUUGUCUUUGAUAUCUUUGUCCUUUGCUGCUUUUUUUGACCUCUCAGAUGUGACAAAAUAUAAUUUUAAUUGAACAGAAGUGAUACUUUAUGUUUGCUAAGAGCAAUAUAAUUUUCGAAGUUGCGUCUGUUACAGGGGCAGUAUAGCCACUGCUCCAUCUGGAGUCCAGAACGCUGGACAUAAAUGAGUUGAUGAAUGGUAUUUUACUGUAUAUUUAUACUUGUUCACCAUGAAGUUGUUUUACUGAAGAAGAGAUUAUGAAAGGAGGUUAGAAAGGCCAUGUUGUUCCUGACCUUGUGUUUUUUUGUUUCUCACCAAAUGUCCUUUUAGUCUUUUGACCUUUUUAGGAUCUUACAAUUAUCAAACCAAUAACUGUUUACAUUUUAUUAUUAUUAUCAUUAUUAUUAUUAUUAUUAUUGUCCAACAGAUUUACAUUUGUUUUCUGUGAUGCUUAUUGUUAACUGACCUUUGUCUCGAACACAGAGGAAACAUUUCUAAAAUGUACAGUAUUGGUGUAGUUUUUGACACCAUCUAUCUAUUUAAAUAAAUAAAGUAACUUAUUUAUA
Molecule: messenger RNA, 2563 nt
Organism: Triplophysa dalaica
Lineage: Eukaryota; Metazoa; Chordata; Actinopteri; Cypriniformes; Nemacheilidae
Product: ERBB receptor feedback inhibitor 1
Exons: 4
Coding region: 414-1532 (372 amino acids)
Biological process (GO): regulation of keratinocyte differentiation; negative regulation of epidermal growth factor receptor signaling pathway
Cellular component (GO): extrinsic component of cytoplasmic side of plasma membrane
Source: RefSeq, a predicted model, not a curated record